This is a messenger RNA of Xiphophorus maculatus (southern platyfish), 2108 nucleotides long. It is a transcript of the gene nkx1-2b, whose product is annotated as NK1 homeobox 1. Bases 510 to 1769 code for a protein of 419 amino acids. The transcript is spliced from 3 exons. The record is from RefSeq and is a predicted model, not a curated record. Gene Ontology annotation, cellular component: nucleus. NCBI's taxonomy places the organism in Eukaryota, Metazoa, Chordata, Actinopteri, Cyprinodontiformes, Poeciliidae. Gene Ontology annotation, molecular function: DNA-binding transcription factor activity, RNA polymerase II-specific; RNA polymerase II cis-regulatory region sequence-specific DNA binding. Gene Ontology annotation, biological process: regulation of transcription by RNA polymerase II; cell differentiation.
ACUGUCAAGCUUCCAGAGCGCGCGCCCCGUGGUCACCGGGCAGAGGUCGGACUCUGUGCGUGCGUGUCAUCGCGGGCUAACUGCCACGCGCCGUGUCUCUGGAGAAGUUCUGCUGAAGCGAAGAAGGAUGCAGCCGACAGAGCCGGAGACAAACAGGCAGAGAGAAGAAGUUUAAAGUUUGAGCGGACAAAAAGAAGCUUCCAGUCAGGCUUAGAGCUCCUCAGCUGUCCACACUCCCGGAGUGUCCAUGGAAAAUCUCCACGAGCAGAAAACUGCACCUCAGACUGGACGUGAACGGGACUCGUGAGCUGGCCUGUCGAGUGAAGUUUAUCCUCUGAAAUGAAUAUCAUAUAACCGUUUUAAAUCCAACUGGACUCAAUUUUUGCCUUCUCUUUUUAUUUUAUUUUAUUAUUAUUAUUUUUAUUAUCUUUUUCACCUAUUCCUCUUUUUCACAUUUAAUUCCGGAUUCCCAAAUUCCAUAAAGUCUAUGGGAAGGACGGAGUAAAGUGAUGAACCGAGACAGAGGCGCGGCAUCCGGGCUCGGAUCUGACGGGAUCCAGGCGGUGAUGGGACGGGACAGAGCCGCAGCAGGAGGGCCCGUGGUGGACACGCUCCAGCCCGCAAUGAGUCGGGACAGACCGGGGAGCGGGGACGGGGUUCAGACGAUGGUGGGCCCAGAGAGCGGGGAGAUGUUGGACGCAGGCGCCACCGCGGAAAAGCGGCUCUUCUCGGUGACCGGAAGCAGAGAUCCUCAGGCCGUAGAGAACCACACGGAGCCCCCGCCGGUGUUAGCUCCGCCACAACAGGGCCCCACCGGCCACCGUACCACCUCCUUCUCCGUCCUGGACAUUCUGGACCCCAACAAGUUCACGAGCAACCGGCGACACACGUCUCCGCCGCAACACGUGAGCCACCACGGGGAGCGCGAGCUGAUCGCUUACGAUGCGGAGAACCGGAGAGCAGGGCCCGGGGAGCGCGAGCUCAGCAGCCUGGAGCCUAGCAAGAGUUGCUACGUCGCGGAGGAAUACCAGAGCAAGGACAGUUUUGUAUACCGAAGUCCAGAUGAGGAGGACUACCACCGCUCUGGGACUCCAGACUCUGAGGGUCCGGAUGGGACCUACAGCAGCGAGGAGAGCAGCUCUGCUCUGCCUAGCAACGGAGACAGAGAGCUGGGCCACUCUGACCCCAGCAGAGACACAAAGAGCCCCAAUGGAGGCCCCCCGGCUCAGAUCAGCAAUGGUCAGACCAACACAGGGCAGGGCACCAAGCCCAAGAGGAAACGCUCCGGCUCGGACUCCAAGUCGGGGAAGCCCCGCAGGGCCCGGACUGCCUUCACCUACGAGCAGCUGGUGGCGCUGGAAAACAAAUUCAAGUCCACACGCUACCUGUCGGUGUGCGAGCGCCUCAACUUGGCUCUGUCCCUGUCCCUCACCGAGACCCAGGUCAAGAUCUGGUUCCAAAACCGCCGGACCAAGUGGAAGAAGCAGAACCCUGGGGCCGAUACCUCGGCCCCCACGGCGGGGGGAGCCGGAGGAGCAGGGGGGGCAGGUGGGGUAGCAGGGGGAGGCCUGGGCAGCCUGAGUCCUCUGAGCCCGUCUCCUCCGGUCAGCGGCCACCUGGCCAUGCACGCUGGCUACGCCGGACACCACCACCCCCCCACAGGGAGCCUGGUGCAGCUGCCUUUCCUCACAGCCAGCCAUGUCCUGUCUCCAUUCAUGCUGGGAACUCAGAGCUACGCUGCGCCUGCCUUCUACAGCACACACCUGUAGAGCCACACAGUGAACUGCAGAGCAGCAAACCUUUUUACUACCAAUACCUGAAGGCUUUAAAUCAGUGGAUUAUUUUGAUAGAUUGUGAAUAUGAACCAGAACUUGUACAUAAAUCUAUGUUGUAGCUUCCUCUGAAUGCUGUCUGGACCUGUGUGAUAGACCAAGAAUUGAGUUAUUUCUUUCUGUUUGAUUUCACGUCUGUACAAAUACUGAAUGUUUAUUUAAGACGUAAGGAAUGGCUUGAUCUAUCGUCAGUACUGUGUAAUUCCAGCUGUGAUCAUUUUCAUUUCCCUUAUUUAUUGAAUUUGUUCCAGUUGCCAUGAAAUCCCUGGAUGUACU